UCUCAGCCGAAACCCAGUCUUCGUUAAUUUUUCCUGGAAAACAGCGCUGCUUAAAAACACUCUGACUUUUCUUGGUGUGCUUUAACAGUUUUAUCCUGACGUAACAGGAGCAAUAACGUUGUGUAAAGCCUCGAAUAGUACUAUUAGCGGCACCGAUCAUGCGGCAGAUAGAGGAACCCGGUGGGUUUCAGUGGCAGCAAGUUGAUUGCCGGCCAUGUGGCGCGCGCUUGUUAUGAUUGUUGUAGCCGUGGAUGUUUAGCGUUUACUGCGGUUUACGGUUCGUCACAGGAAUAGAAGCGAGUGCACCUGUGGCGAUGGUAGACGCUACUUGAUCGCAGCGCAGAACCUCGCUGAGCUGGCGUGCGUGACGGUCUGCGAUGAGCUUGAAGCGGAUUUUCCCGUUUUCGGAAGACGACGUCAAGUCGAGAGCGUGCCUCGAUUCCACGGAAACUUUUGUCUUGGGAGACGAUCAAUCAAUCCUGGACUCCUUGGCCCUACAACUGGCUGUCACUUCUGCAGGGGCCAGCGAAUAUGUGGCCAUUGUUGGCUGCAACGCCAUCGAGACGGCCUUCCAUGUUCAUGACAUGCCACUGUUCAGCCAAGACAUGGUUGACUUUAUACGACCAAGGUUCAUGGCAGACCUCAAGUCUCUCUUCAGCUACCUCACCAAGUUCCAGCAGCUCCCAGUGUAUCCCAAUGUCAUCAUACUGCACGGAAUUGAGACAUACAUACAGCAAGCCUCUGAGGACGAAAAUGGGGACCAGACUAUCGCAGUUCUUUUUGCACUGGUGCGGGAUGCUACGAGUUUCGCCACCUCGAAAAAUCACCAGACUUGCCGUUUGCUUGUCACUUGCUGCGAUGCUGCAUCUGAGGGCCACGUAUGUCCCAGCUACGUGAGCCUCCCUUUUUUCCCGCUUCCUUGGCGCUGCAGCAAGUUGGAGAACGGAGGCUUCACCCUCCGUCUGGGUGGCCGUCUUCCGACGACAGUUCGCUUCAGUCUCUCCAAAAGAGAGCUUUGCUUGCAGAGGGUGGACUACUUUUGAUGCAUCAUCAAAAAUGUUUGUGCUCGACUCUGUCACUGUGCUAAUGAGCGGUGCAAUAUAUAAUGUCGCACCACCCAGCCCGGUGACCGAAUCACUAUGUGGUCUGACAUUGCUAUGUCGCACCACAUUACUAUGUCACACCACAGGCCGAGUCACUUUGUCUCGCCACUAUGUGGAGCGAGUAAUGUCCCACCACUCAAUAGCACAGCGGCCGAGUCACUAUUUCCCGCCACUAUAUGGUGUGACAUUACUAUGUCGCACCACCGGCUAAAUCACUAUGGCCCUCCACUAUGUGGUUUGACAUUGCUAUGUCACACCACAGGCUGAAUCACUAUGUCGCACCACUAU
Molecule: messenger RNA, 1391 nt
Organism: Rhipicephalus microplus (southern cattle tick)
Lineage: Eukaryota; Metazoa; Arthropoda; Arachnida; Ixodida; Ixodidae
Biological process (GO): double-strand break repair via homologous recombination
Cellular component (GO): Shu complex
Molecular function (GO): single-stranded DNA binding
Source: RefSeq, a predicted model, not a curated record